UGUUGUUAAUGAAGGUGGUUAUGGUGUGGCUUCCUCUGUGUGGGUUGGGCAUCGUGGGGCAGGAGAAAGGGAAUGGUGCUUUCCCCAUAGCGCCAGGAUUGUCCUGGACAUAUUACAUUAACGCAUGCCCCGCUCUCGAGCCCUUGGUACAGGAGAAGAUAGCAUCGAUUCUCAGCCAAGAUGUGACUCUUGCACCGGCAAUUCUUCGGCUGCAAUUUCACGACUGCUUUGUUCUAGGGUGCGACGCAUCAAUCUUGCUAGCCCGCUCGGAAGAGCAGGAUGCUGCACCCAACCUCACACUUCGUCGAGAAGCCUUCCAACUUAUUUCAGAGAUCAAGUCUCUCGUAGAUGCUCAUUGUGGUGUUGUAGUCUCAUGUGCAGACAUCCUUGCCUUGGCUGCUCGAGAUUCAGUCUACCAGGUAGGAGGCCCAUUCUACCCGGUCCCCUUGGGUCGAAAGGACAGCUUAGUUGCAGCCAAUACGUCUACAACUUUGGCUAACAUCCCUUCCCCUAAUUUCACCGUACCCUCUCUUAUAGCUGCAUUUGCUUCUAAAGGGCUCAAUGCCCAUGACCUCGUCUCCCUUUCUGGUGCACACACGAUCGGGGUAGCACAUUGUUCUUCCUUUACAAACAGGCUCUACCCACAACUAGACCCCACUCUCCUUCCUUCCUAUUCCACUUUCCUAUACGCGAAGUGUCCGUCUGUGAACUCAACUAACACAACUGCAAUGGACCGGUACACGCCUUACUGGUUCGACAACAAGUACUAUGUGGAGCUCUUAAAUUACGAGGGCUUAUUUACCUCUGACGAGGACCUCUACAUGAAUAACACGACACGGCCUUUAGUCGAAAGCUUCUCAAACCAGCAGGCCCUGUUCUUCGAGGAAUUUGCUUGGGGCAUGGUGAAGAUGAGCCAGUUGCAUGUGCUCACAGGGCCCAGUGGAGAGAUUAGAGGGAACUGCUCCAUGAACAACCCAGUAUUAUACAUUAACGUGCCAUCCAAGUCUUCACCGAACAGGGUCCAGUGAUUGCAGAAUUAGGAAGAUCCAUAUAUAACUAAAUAAUAGUACUAACUCCAUGAGAGGCUUUCGUGUAGCUUCCAUACUAUACAUGAACUUGCGUUUCUACUUGCAUGCGUGUUAUAAUGGUGUAAGGGGAUGAACUUAUCUGCAUACAUCCGUGCUACAUGAAGUUGUUUGGCUAGAUGGCGUUGUAUUUACUUUCUAGUGGUGCUAUUCUUUUCUUUCAUAAAACUUUUUAUUUAUUGUGCUAGGGACUUCGCCUUUUUCUACUCAUCGCAACAUUGAGAUUUUUCUUUUUUUUUGGGUAAUUCUAGGGAAGACAAGGCCUUACCCAAUUUUUUAAGUAGAUUGGGAGUUAUAUUUUUUAAGGUGUUAAUGGGGGUGGUGUUAUUGGUAGGAAUAAAAUCCACAAUGUGGCAACUAUUGCCUGUUAAAUAUGUCUU
Molecule: messenger RNA, 1465 nt
Organism: Amborella trichopoda
Lineage: Eukaryota; Viridiplantae; Streptophyta; Magnoliopsida; Amborellales; Amborellaceae
Product: peroxidase 12
Biological process (GO): response to oxidative stress; hydrogen peroxide catabolic process
Molecular function (GO): peroxidase activity; heme binding
Source: RefSeq, a predicted model, not a curated record